AACAAUUAAAGAAUACGAAAAGUUACAUCAGAGCUCGGCGUGGAGUUACAGUUAUCUUAGUAUUAUGAUCGCCGGUAUUUUAGUUUUAUAGUAUGACAUACUUGCCUUCAGUUUAGCUUCUGGCUAAAUCGGAUUUCCUGUAAGCUAUCGGACGGGCUUACGGUGCGGAAAGGGGAGCUCUGCUUACUGCUAGUCGGAUAACCUGUUUGCUUCGCCUGCUGGGAAAUGGAAAUAAAAUCAUGGGCGUAUUUUUAGCUGCUUGUGGAAAGUGUAGAGAGCCGGCGUAAACAGCCAUAGUUUGGGACGUAAAAAAAUGUAGCUAAUAGUUUCUGGUGCAGCUUGAUAAGCUGACAGUACAACGCUAAAGACGGCGCUAACAUAUAUGGUGGUGUUUGUGUGUGCCGGGAAUGCAGCCGCCACUCCCACCGGCCACGGUCAGAGAGCUUGUGCGCUCCUGCCUGCACAGGGACCCCGUGGCGGCCGAUCUGCGCUGUAGCCUCUUCGUGGCCGCCGCCCUGACGUACAAGCGCGACUCUGUCCUGCGACCCUUCCCCCGACGGUAUGCCAGUGAGGACAACAAGGAGUUUGAAGCUCUGCUGGCGGACGUGAGCUCCAUGCCAGGAGUGCGUGAGCUGGUCAGGUUGGGUCCCGGAGAAGGAGAGCAUCACUUGGCCCUGGCUCACUGGGUCCUUUCCUCCAGGAACUUUGCUGUGAGGACACUGCAGAGGGAUGAGUAUUCAAGAAUUUUGGAGUUGACUGGGUGUGAGGGCACUUCCAUGCCUUCCCCAGACUUCCUGUUUGAACUGGAAUACUGCAACCAGAUGAACGCUAUGUUCGAGAAGACCAGGGAUGGACGGGACAUCCUCUACGCAUUCCACGGCAGCCGACUGGAGAACUUCCACUCCAUCAUUCACAACGGUUUACACUGUCAUCUCAACAAGACCUCACUGUUUGGCGAAGGUACUUACCUCACCAGUGACCUCAGCCUUGCUGUGCUCUACAGUCCCCAUGGCAACGGGUGGAGGGAAAGCCUUCUGGGGCCACUGCUGAGCUGCAUCGCGGUGUGUGAGAUCAUAGAUCACCCUGACGUUAAAUGCCAAGUAAAGAAGAAAGACUCCGAGGGCAUGGACCGCAGACGAGCGAGGGUGAAGAACAGCGAGGGUGGAGAGGUUCCUCAGAAGUACUUUGUGGUCACAAACAAUCAGUUGCUGAGAGUGAAGUACCUCCUGGUAUAUUCUCAGAAGCGACGGAGUAACAGGCGUCCCCACGGAUCCUCCUGGCUGGCCCGACAUCACUUCGCCAUCACCAUGAGCCUCUAUCUUCUCCUGCUCGUGUUCAUCGGUGCCUUCAGCUCUGCCGGGUUCCAGGCCUUCUGGCACAGACUCUUUCGCUCAUAAAGAACCCCCCCCCCACCACCACAUCUUUCUGUCCACAUCCUAAACCAAGUGCCUUCAUUCCUUCCACAUGGAGUUAUUUACUCUCUGGGGUGCCUCACAAAAAGUGCACGGUUUCCUACGUGUUUUAUCACCUUUGCAUGUUCAAGGUUUUUUUGUGGGGUGUGGAACCAUUCGUUCCAUUUGUAUCUCAACCAACUUUCUUCUUUUAAUGAGUAAAAGAUCCUUGAUAUUUUCCACUACACUAAGUUUUUUUGCUUAAGGUAACACAUCCUUCAAGAGAACAGCAGGAAUGUGGGAGAACGUUGUGAAUGAUAUUGCUAGUCAUUUGAGGAUCUUGGCAGUGAUGACUCGUUGUGUUAGGACACUCUGCCCAUGAUCAGUAGGUCGCUGGUUCCGAUCUGUGUUGUGUCAGCUUGCUGUCUGCUGCUUGGUCUCUGAGGUUCUCAUUUUCUCUGUUUUGCUACCUUUACCAUUGUGUCAGUGCAAUAGAACGCCCCGUGGUGGUGUAAUCUCUAACGCUUGAUGGAAACACAACAGGAUCAAUGUCAAAACGUGGACUGUCUGCAGAUCCCCCCCCCCAAAGGAGACAAGGGUGCAAGUGGCAUUUUGUAGCAUCUUUUCCAGUGAUGGAAUUUCACUUUAGUGGUUCUUGUCAAGCUUGCUUCUCAGUUUGCGGGUCUUGAUGUAACGUGACCUUGAGUGGGUCAGAUAGCCCAAUGAGCCAGGCUUUGCUUUGUGUGUCCUGCAUGUUAGGUGUUGUCCUUUGUCACACAAUGUAGUCUUCAACCACUGAAUGUCAUUACCUUGGGUGGGGGAUACUUCUCAAUACCUCUUGUGAUUCAGGCUUCAUUAAUUCAUGGUACCUAAUAUCUUUUAGUCAUCUAUUUGAGUCUUUGUAUGAAUAACUGUAUUUUUACUUUAAUACCAAAUGAAUAAUAAAUCACUUUUAGUUCGAUCACUGUGGAGUUUGUCGUAGAAGCAGUUCCUCAGACCGGAUGCGUUAACAUAUCAGGUGAUCAUCUGCCUGUUCCCGGCCGCACAGCUCAUCCCGUUCUCUGCAUUUGUCGGCGCUGCAGAUCUCGGUCCACGUUGGCUUUAGGCUUGUUUGCCUAUUAUUUUGUUCACUAGGACUUCCUGAGGGUGCAGAAAUAAACAGUUUGAUUGUGUAUUUCUCCUGAACAUGCUAACUAGAUGUCUUUCUGGACAAGGAAGGUCACAUAGUAUCAAAGGAAAAUCAUCUGGUGCAAUGUGUGAACUGAGUUUUAGUUUGUUCAUUACUAUGUGUUUCAGGUAACCCUCAGUGUAUCAGUCAGUGUGUGAGCCCGUCUGGUUCUAGCUACCAAGAAAAUAAUCAAUUUGUUUGUAAAACUGCCUGCAUGCAAUUUAUAUAUAAAAAUGGAAGCAUAGUUCUAAAUGGAAACCUCAAGCAGUUAGAUGAAGUGAUGUGGAUCAUAUGUUGGAAGGUGUAUUUAAAACCUGGGUUGGUUUUGACCCAUAUUUUAUUAUUUUGAAGGUUCUUUGAAAGUGUACAUGGUGAUGGGUAUGAAUUAUAAUGUACAGUAUGUACAAAUUUAAAGUCAAAGAAUCAAUUGUAAACUGCAGAAAUACAAUGCAGGGUUAAUGUGCAGGUUAUAUGUUGUCUUUAGAGUGCAAAUGAAUAUUAGUAAAUAGAAAUUUUGUGUGGAA
Molecule: messenger RNA, 3083 nt
Organism: Paramormyrops kingsleyae
Lineage: Eukaryota; Metazoa; Chordata; Actinopteri; Osteoglossiformes; Mormyridae
Gene: parp16
Product: poly (ADP-ribose) polymerase family, member 16
Molecular function (GO): NAD+ poly-ADP-ribosyltransferase activity
Source: RefSeq, a predicted model, not a curated record